AUGGAACACAUCCAAUCCGUUGAGCCACAAGUCGAUGAGUCCAUUAUCAGUGUCAAUCAGAUUCACGUGGGCGAGACUGAAGAAGAGGAAGAUGCGCUCCCAGAGAUUGAGGGUGAUAUCCUGAUGGAGGAAACUCCUGGGCCUAAAUUCGAGAGUCCCUCACUUGAGCCAUCUCUCCGCACCAUCGAGAAGGAUCCAUUUAGCUCGACAUGCUCCACGGACACUCUCGUGUUCCGAGAGGUUGACUGUGGAGGUUUGAUGAGAAGAGCUCUGGGCCAUUUCGUUCCCAUCCUUGGUGCUAAUGCUCGGUUUCACAAGAACAUUGCCACCCGAGCCCACCAGGUCAUCGGUCAUGCCACACUGCCCGUGUUGACACUUCUUGAGAUUACAAAGAUGUGGCAUGAUCGUCACUUCUUUUUGGAUCCUGGUUGA
Striga asiatica is the source of this 432-nucleotide messenger RNA. Lineage: Eukaryota; Viridiplantae; Streptophyta; Magnoliopsida; Lamiales; Orobanchaceae. The record is from the annotation of a GenBank genome assembly.